Messenger RNA from Mollisia scopiformis, 1512 nucleotides. RefSeq names its product MFS transporter-like protein. Gene Ontology annotation, biological process: transmembrane transport. Gene Ontology annotation, molecular function: transmembrane transporter activity. Gene Ontology annotation, cellular component: membrane. The transcript has 4 exons. NCBI's taxonomy places the organism in Eukaryota, Fungi, Ascomycota, Leotiomycetes, Helotiales, Mollisiaceae. The record is from RefSeq and is a predicted model, not a curated record. The coding region runs from base 1 to 1512 and encodes 503 amino acids.
AUGUCUGCAAUAAAGACAGAUACUGGAUCGGACGAGGAGCGAUUCGACAAAGCUGGCUACGAAGUCAAUCAAGAGCCAGAAUCCGAGUCUGGGGUUGGAAACUCGGAGCCCGCUUAUGUUGUCGAUCAUGGAGCCGAACGUGCUCUAUGUCGAAAGUUUGACUACAGACUAUUGCCAGUCCUGGCUCUAAUGUAUUUAUUCAAUGCAUUAGAUAAAGGAAAUUUGGGAAAUGCAAAGACAGAUGGCAUGGAGAAGGAUUUGCACUUCAAAUCUAAUCAGUACAACAUUAUUUUGAGCGUCUUCUAUGUCCCAUAUGUGCUUUUUGCACCUCCAAUUGCAAUGCUUGGAAAGCGUUUCGGCCCGGCACGAGUCUUACCAAUCUUGAUGGCAUGUUUUGGCUCUAUGACACUUCUCACUGUGGCUGCUACGAACUUUGCUGGAAUGAUGACACUUAGAUGGUUCCUAGGAAUGUCGGAAUCAGCUUUCUUCCCGUUGGUAAUCUACUACCUCACCACCUUCUAUCGUCGAGGAGAACUUGCUCGUCGCCUAGCAAUCUUCUACGCAGCGUCCAACAUUGCAAAUGCAUUCUCUGGUCUUCUAGCCUAUGGUGUUUUCCACAUAACCAACACUAGACUCUACCCCUGGCGCUACCUUUUCCUAAUCGAAGGAUCCCUCACCUUCCUCUUCGCAAUCUUCGCCUUUCUCUACCUCCCCAAAUCAGCCGUCAAUGCUCGCUUCCUCAACGACAAGGAGAAGGCUCUCGCUUACCACCGCAUCCAAGUCGACUCCUCCUCCGUCGUCAACGAGCAAUUCAACCUCAAAGAAAGUCUCAAGAUCUUCCGCCAACCAGUAACAUACGCCUUCCUCGCCAUCGAAGUCUGUCUCGGCGUGCCCCUCCAAUCCGUCUCCCUCUUCCUCCCCCAAAUCGUCGCCCGCCUCGGCUACUCCACCGUGAAAACCAACCUCUACACCGUCGCCCCCAACAUCUCCGGUGCAGUCAUGCUCUUGAUCCUCGCCUUCUCCUCCGAUUACACCAGACGACGAGGUCCCUUCAUCGCGCUCGGCUUCACAUUCACAUUCAUCGGCAUGCUCAUCUACGCCACCAUCGACGUCAUCAACCAAAAACACGUCGCCUACUUCGCAACCUUCAUGAUGUGCUGGGGGACCUCCGCUCCCUCCGUCCUCCUCUCAACAUGGUACAACAACAACACGCCUCACGAAGGCCGGCGCGUGGUCCUUACGUCCGUCGGCGUCCCGCUCGCUAACGUCAUGGGGCUUGUGAGCAGCAAUAUCUUCACACCCGGGAGCGCGCCGAAGUACAUCCCGGCGCUGGCGACGACGGCGGCGUUUGGAGCCGUGGGGGCCGUGCUGGCGGCGAGUUUGAGUCUGUUUAUGGUGCUGGAUAAUAAGAGGCGGGAUCGGAAGUUGGGGCGGAAGUUGGAUAUUAGGGAGGUGCCUACGGAGUUGUUGAGGGACGGGCCGAGUGUGCCUGAGUUUCGGUGGUUUUUGUGA